AUGGCUAACCACUCGCAAUUCGGAUUCCAAGAUGCCUCAUCUCCCAUUAUAGAAGAACUUGUCGAAUUCCACGACCACGCCCUAAUAGUUGCCCUAGCAAUCUGCAGCCUAGUACUCUAUCUCCUAACACUCAUACUAAUAGAAAAACUAUCCUCAAACACCGUCGACGCACAAGAAGUAGAACUAAUCUGAACCAUUCUACCAGCUAUUGUCCUCAUCCUACUCGCCCUACCAUCCCUACAAAUCCUGUAUAUAAUAGACGAAAUCGACGAACCAGACCUAACACUCAAAGCCAUCGGACACCAAUGAUACUGAACCUACGAAUACACAGACUUCAAAGACCUAACAUUCGAUUCAUACAUAAUCCCAACAACAGACCUUCCCCUAGGACACUUCCGACUACUAGAAGUAGACCACCGUGUUGUUAUUCCCAUAGAAUCCCCCAUCCGCAUUAUCGUCACUGCCGGUGAUGUUCUCCACUCCUGAGCCGUCCCAACCCUAGGAGUAAAAACCGAUGCAAUCCCAGGACGACUAAACCAAACAUCAUUCAUUACUACCCGACCAGGAAUCUUCUAUGGCCAGUGCUCAGAAAUCUGUGGAGCCAACCACAGCUACAUACCAAUCGUAGUAGAAUCUGCCCCACUCACCCACUUCGAGAACUGGUCCACACUCCUAUCAUCCUAA
Messenger RNA from Pygoscelis adeliae (Adelie penguin), 684 nucleotides. The record is from the annotation of a RefSeq genome assembly. Lineage: Eukaryota; Metazoa; Chordata; Aves; Sphenisciformes; Spheniscidae.